Messenger RNA from Homo sapiens (human), 9275 nucleotides. It is a transcript of the gene AKT3, whose product is annotated as AKT serine/threonine kinase 3. Lineage: Eukaryota; Metazoa; Chordata; Mammalia; Primates; Hominidae. Bases 2494 to 3750 code for a protein of 418 amino acids. Gene Ontology annotation, molecular function: purine ribonucleotide binding; ATP binding; protein serine kinase activity. Gene Ontology annotation, cellular component: nucleus; cytoplasm; membrane. The transcript is spliced from 13 exons. The record is from RefSeq and is a predicted model, not a curated record. Gene Ontology annotation, biological process: positive regulation of cell migration; positive regulation of artery morphogenesis; negative regulation of PERK-mediated unfolded protein response.
UUCAUGUUUAAUUUCUAAUUCUUUGCACAAAAGUAAUUUUUUGGAAAAGCUGUUUCUUGGUUUCAUUUUAGAAUUCCCAGCAACCAAAAGUAAGCCUGAGUUUGUACCAAGGUAGGAAGUAUUUUAUGUUUUAUCAUGUCUGCUAGUCUUGUUCUAUUAAAUUACUUAAGCAACUUUUUAUUAUAGGAAAUUUGGAAAUGUGAGAUGUUUAGCGCAAGGAAAUGAUCUUAAAUGGAACAAAGCUGGUUAAGAAAUUGAAAUGAAUAAAAAGCAUGUUAUGAAAAUAUGCAACACUCUCAUUGACCUAAUUAAAAUAGCUUAUAUAAGAUUAUUGUUGGACUAUGUCUUAUAAACUUACAAGGGAAAUCUUGAUUCCCUCUCUUUAACUCCUUAUAGUUAUUGCCAAGAUUAAUAUUCUUACAUGUAUAUUUUUACAAAUAUGUAUGAUAGAAUGGUCACUGUAAAAAAGUUCUAUUUUUAAAAACAUUGGCAUGAGAAAAAGGUGAAUGCUUCUUAAUAAAGUAUUGGAAUAAUUAUUUAUUAGUGUUACUGGAAAUGGGUGAUUCAGUGUCACUUUUUGGGUAAUGUGGAUUUGUUUUGAGAGAGAAACAGAGAAACAAGGAAACAAAAAUCAACAAAGACUAACAAAAUUUCUGCCCAGAAUACAGGUACGUGCUUGCAUGAAACAAAGGUCCUAUCAUGAAAAUACUAAAAGUCUUUGAAGAACUAGGCUGGAGUUUAUACUGUUAGUGUUCUUUAUUGACGAUAUAUGGAACAUACAGUUAUAUAUGUGAUGAAGUUAACAUUAAUGAUAUAAAUUUCCCAGAUGUAGGGCUAACACUUCUUCAAAAAUCAGAUUUCCAGGUAUUUCAUAGCUUGAACAAAUAUUUGAUGAGACCCCUCCCCUGAAAUUUUAUACCCUAGAACUUAAUAAACAUGCCUGGAAAUUUUAUGUAGAUGAAGGAUUGGGGUUUCUAGAGGUCAUGGCAUAAGUCAUUCUUUCCUACCUGGCCUUUGUACAAUACCAGAUACAAAAUGAAGAGUAAAGAUAGAGGCCAGAACGUACCUACUAAUGAUAAAAGUCCAAGUGGAGGUCUGAGUUUGAGAGCCAAAUGACCUGCUGAUUGAAUUGCAGAACCAGGCCAACUUUUUCAAGCACUCUUCAGGUAAUAUAAAUAAGACAGUGCCAUAGAGCAGGGAUCUUUAUGGUUUUUGUUGCAAUUGUAGCUACUCUGUGAUUGUGAUGCAAGAAAACAGCCAUAGACAACAGGUAAGCUAAUGAGUGUUCCAAUAAAACUUUAUUUAGAAAAAUAGGCAUCAGCCUUUUGUAGUUUGCUGAUCUCUUGCAUAGAGGAAAAAGACACAUUUGCAUUUUCUGCAGCCUACUAGUUUCAACAGGAAGAAAAGGGGCCCAGCAGAAUCCUGCAUACCAAGGAUUUUUCCUCACCAGUUUUUCACCAGAUUAAAAUACUCCAUCUUACCAGAAUUAGAGGGAGUAAAGGGAGAGAAAGAAACCUGAAAUAAUACUAAUGAGCUCUCCUUGUAAGAAGGGGGGCAAACGCUUUUCUCACAAGUCCCUUGACACUAGAAUUUACUCUGUUACUCAGGUAUACUGCCUUUCCAGUGGACUCAAAAGAACCUAUAAAACACAAAGUAUUACUUUGUACUGCAUUUUCCAAACUUGAGAGUCUAAGUGUUUUGGUGCUAAUUUUGGCGUAGUUUCUCUCAUUUUUUGGUUAGUGAUAGUAAAACCAUGUAAUGAGCUCCCAGGAAGACCCUUCUCUUCCGGCCACAUGUGUUGACAUGAGGACAUGCCUUUGGCCUAUUUUGGGCAGCUAAGAUUACUCUGUGGAUUGAUUCAUAUUUUUUGAGUGCCUACAAAAUAUGAGGCAUUUUGAUAAAUGCUGGGGAUACAAUAAUGAGCAAUAGUGAUCCAGUUCUUACCCUCACAAGAGCUUGUGCUGUGUAACAGAAAGGGCUCUAAAAAGAAAAAGUGAUUUCUAAUUUGAAACCUGAGGGACUAGCAGCACAUGCCAAAGGGGACAAAGUUCAGCAUGUUCCGGGAUUUGGGGAAAGCAUUGUUUAUCUGGGGAACAGAGUGUAAGGGGAAAAUGGAGAUAGAUAGCUGAGGCUGGAAAAGGAGGAGGGAGCCUAGGUUGCAAAACCUGUGUAAGCACUUGGGUUUUGUCAGAUCAGCAGGACGUGGUUGAGGGGCUUUAAAGCCAUAAGAUGAUGUGAAUGAUCUCUGUUUUUGAAUAUGUUCAGUCUAGGUUAGAAGAGGCAAAAAUUGAAGACCUACAUUUGUACUGUUCAACAAAGUAGCCAUGGGCCAAAGUGGCUGUUGAGCACUUGAAAGGAGAAUAUAUAAAAAACUGGAGGCCAAGAUACUUCCUUUUGAAGACAGAUGGCUCAUUCAUAGGAUAUAAAGAGAAACCUCAAGAUGUGGAUUUACCUUAUCCCCUCAACAACUUUUCAGUGGCAAAAUGCCAGUUAAUGAAAACAGAACGACCAAAGCCAAACACAUUUAUAAUCAGAUGUCUCCAGUGGACUACUGUUAUAGAGAGAACAUUUCAUGUAGAUACUCCAGAGGAAAGGGAAGAAUGGACAGAAGCUAUCCAGGCUGUAGCAGACAGACUGCAGAGGCAAGAAGAGGAGAGAAUGAAUUGUAGUCCAACUUCACAAAUUGAUAAUAUAGGAGAGGAAGAGAUGGAUGCCUCUACAACCCAUCAUAAAAGAAAGACAAUGAAUGAUUUUGACUAUUUGAAACUACUAGGUAAAGGCACUUUUGGGAAAGUUAUUUUGGUUCGAGAGAAGGCAAGUGGAAAAUACUAUGCUAUGAAGAUUCUGAAGAAAGAAGUCAUUAUUGCAAAGGAUGAAGUGGCACACACUCUAACUGAAAGCAGAGUAUUAAAGAACACUAGACAUCCCUUUUUAACAUCCUUGAAAUAUUCCUUCCAGACAAAAGACCGUUUGUGUUUUGUGAUGGAAUAUGUUAAUGGGGGCGAGCUGUUUUUCCAUUUGUCGAGAGAGCGGGUGUUCUCUGAGGACCGCACACGUUUCUAUGGUGCAGAAAUUGUCUCUGCCUUGGACUAUCUACAUUCCGGAAAGAUUGUGUACCGUGAUCUCAAGUUGGAGAAUCUAAUGCUGGACAAAGAUGGCCACAUAAAAAUUACAGAUUUUGGACUUUGCAAAGAAGGGAUCACAGAUGCAGCCACCAUGAAGACAUUCUGUGGCACUCCAGAAUAUCUGGCACCAGAGGUGUUAGAAGAUAAUGACUAUGGCCGAGCAGUAGACUGGUGGGGCCUAGGGGUUGUCAUGUAUGAAAUGAUGUGUGGGAGGUUACCUUUCUACAACCAGGACCAUGAGAAACUUUUUGAAUUAAUAUUAAUGGAAGACAUUAAAUUUCCUCGAACACUCUCUUCAGAUGCAAAAUCAUUGCUUUCAGGGCUCUUGAUAAAGGAUCCAAAUAAACGCCUUGGUGGAGGACCAGAUGAUGCAAAAGAAAUUAUGAGACACAGUUUCUUCUCUGGAGUAAACUGGCAAGAUGUAUAUGAUAAAAAGCUUGUACCUCCUUUUAAACCUCAAGUAACAUCUGAGACAGAUACUAGAUAUUUUGAUGAAGAAUUUACAGCUCAGACUAUUACAAUAACACCACCUGAAAAAUAUGAUGAGGAUGGUAUGGACUGCAUGGACAAUGAGAGGCGGCCGCAUUUCCCUCAAUUUUCCUACUCUGCAAGUGGACGAGAAUAAGUCUCUUUCAUUCUGCUACUUCACUGUCAUCUUCAAUUUAUUACUGAAAAUGAUUCCUGGACAUCACCAGUCCUAGCUCUUACACAUAGCAGGGGCACCUUCCGACAUCCCAGACCAGCCAAGGGUCCUCACCCCUCGCCACCUUUCACCCUCAUGAAAACACACAUACACGCAAAUACACUCCAGUUUUUGUUUUUGCAUGAAAUUGUAUCUCAGUCUAAGGUCUCAUGCUGUUGCUGCUACUGUCUUACUAUUAUAGCAACUUUAAGAAGUAAUUUUCCAACCUUUGGAAGUCAUGAGCCCACCAUUGUUCAUUUGUGCACCAAUUAUCAUCUUUUGAUCUUUUAGUUUUUCCCUCAGUGAAGGCUAAAUGAGAUACACUGAUUCUAGGUACAUUUUUUAACUUUCUAGAAGAGAAAAACUAACUAGACUAAGAAGAUUUAGUUUAUAAAUUCAGAACAAGCAAUUGUGGAAGGGUGGUGGCGUGCAUAUGUAAAGCACAUCAGAUCCGUGCGUGAAGUAGGCAUAUAUCACUAAGCUGUGGCUGGAAUUGAUUAGGAAGCAUUUGGUAGAAGGACUGAACAACUGUUGGGAUAUAUAUAUAUAUAUAUAAUUUUUUUUUUUUAAAUUCCUGGUGGAUACUGUAGAAGAAGCCCAUAUCACAUGUGGAUGUCGAGACUUCACGGGCAAUCAUGAGCAAGUGAACACUGUUCUACCAAGAACUGAAGGCAUAUGCACAGUCAAGGUCACUUAAAGGGUCUUAUGAAACAAUUUGAGCCAGAGAGCAUCUUUCCCCUGUGCUUGGAAACCUUUUUUCCUUCUUGACAUUUAUCACCUCUGAUGGCUGAAGAAUGUAGACAGGUAUAAUGAUACUGCUUUUCACCAAAAUUUCUACACCAAGGUAAACAGGUGUUUGCCUUAUUUAAUUUUUUACUUUCAGUUCUACGUGAAUUAGCUUUUUCUCAGAUGUUGAAACUUUGAAUGUCCUUUUAUGAUUUUGUUUAUAUUGCAGUAGUAUUUAUUUUUUAGUGAUGAGAAUUGUAUGUCAUGUUAGCAAACGCAGCUCCAACUUAUAUAAAAUAGACUUACUGCAGUUACUUUUGACCCAUGUGCAAGGAUUGUACACGCUGAUGAGAAUCAUGCACUUUUUCUCCUCUGUUAAAAAAAAUGAUAAGGCUCUGAAAUGGAAUAUAUUGGUUAGAAUUUGGCUUUGGGAGAAGAGAUGCUGCCAUUUAACCCCUUGGUACUGAAAAUGAGAAAAUCCCCAACUAUGCAUGCCAAGGGGUUAAUGAAACAAAUAGCUGUUGACGUUUGCUCAUUUAAGAAUUUGAAACGUUAUGAUGACCUGGCAACAAAAAGUAAUGAAGAAAAUUGAGACCUGAGUGAAGAUAAGAAAUGAUCUUUACGUGGCAAAAUGAACACAUCUUGAGUAUUUAGGAAAUGGGCAGUGAAGGCUAAGAACCUGGUGUGUUUCUUGGGAUCAUGGUACAUUUAUCACUGAAUUAAGCCAUCAGGGAAAAAACAACAAAAAAAGAGAACACCUCCAGCUUUUCUUUUUCUGUAUAUACUCAUGUCCCCCAGAUUCCAACAUUUCUCACUGAAAGGGGGCAUGUAUGCAAACCUCAUCUUUCUCCUUCAUUAAUGAUGAUCUUCAGAUUAAACCCUUUGGUGCUAGGAGCUGACAAUUUCCAAAGCAGCCUGUGAAGUCCUAGGGGCUGGGGGCCACUCUUGCGGCAAGCAGAAGGCCAUCCUACUCCGCGGAGUGAUCAUGGAAAUGUAUUUUAGUUAAACUCUGACAGCUCCCAAACGGAAGACUACAGCAUGACGUAGUAUUAUGAUUGCAUUGUAUGAAAGAGCAAGUGACUUUCUAAGUAGGAUGAAUCAUAUUCAUAUGCAGAUGUCUUAGCCUCUUGACGCUGGAAGUGUGGAUUUAUAGCUAUGAAACCACUGCUGGCAGUGGGUGGGCCACUGGGACUGACGGGGGUUAAAGGGCAUUUUACUAAGGCAGCUAAGACAUAUUCAGACAUCAACGUUAUCCUUCUUUUUCAUAUUUCUACCUGAGUGAAGUUCAUCCUUAGUAUUGAGUAGGAAGUUACAGUAAAUGGUAGUUCAUUCUUACUUACACACAUAGCUAAUCUUUUUUUUUUCACUUGGAAUUAUGUUGAAUGUUUCAUUUUGACAAAAAAGUAGACUAGAAGGUAUGUUCUUUAAGUUGUCUUGCAUCCAUUAUAUAAGAAAGAAACAGGUGAGAGGAAGAGCAGAAAGCUGAGACUGGCUGAUGUUCAGAGCACUUACUCCUCUAGAGGGAAAGCAUGACACCGAACACUAAGCACACAGCUUUUUGUUGUUUUGGUUUUUUCUCCCGCAAAUCUUAAAGUGAUUCCCAUGACCUUGGCCAAGGACACUUCUUAAAGAUUAAUGACUGGCACUGACAUUGCCCCAGGCGGGCCACUCCUCACACUGGCUCUCAGUUCCCAGCCAUGCCUGGGGCUCAGUCACUUCUAUUCCACCCUCUGAGACUCCAUUGGUGUCACACAAGGUGUCUUCUUGGCUUUGAUUUUGAGAAUCCCCUAUUUUCACUUCCAGAUCUGUCAGCUGCCAUGGAGGAAUAAUAGAAAACCAGAAAUGCGUGUAGAGGGAGAUUUCUAAAACUUCCCUUGUGUCGCCCAUAGUUGUAGUUUUGGGUUCUGGCAGGUGGAACACCCUGAAACCUGGAAUCAUUCUAUGAGAAUACAGUUCAGACUUUGCAGACUCCAGCCCAUACUAACUGUCAUGAAGCUUGACUUCUUGUCAUAAUGCAGCCAUCUUGGAGGAAAUUGGCCAUUUCUGCUUAGAUGGUUGGCAGGGUCGCGCUCAGCUUUGCUUUCUACACUAAUUACAUAGCAUUAUUCAAGUAUUGUUUUCCAUUUCCCAUCCCUGAUUUCCAGCUUCUUAAAGCUGACUGUUCUUGCAGGGGCCACUUGCUUCUCCUAGAGUACAAAAGUAAGGGCCUUCCUUACUAACUGCAGGGUCUCUCUAUUACACCUCAACAUACACACUUUGCUGCUACUGUUUGUACUGUCUACAGUAGAAUUUCCUUAUCUUGCUCCUGGUAGUGCAUUACAGGCAAGCAUGAAAUGUAAAGUAUUUAUUUAAAUAAAAAGAAAACCUCUAAAUUGGUAAUUGAAUUACCUCCCUGUAGCUUUAUAGUUUGUGACAUUUCUUGACCUUGCUAGUUCUUUCAUUAGAUCUGCGCAAGAUCUAGUCAUCUGGUUAAGGAUUUUAAGCAGAUGCAACUAUAAACCCAAGAAACUGUAUUACUAUUACUGUUGGUCAUACUAAACCUGUCUAUUUCCUGAAGUAUAUGACCCACAAGGAUGUGGAAUAACUAGGAGAAACUGUUUUUGUACACUGUACAUCCUUAGUAUUUUUACACGUAUAUGAUAGGGAUGAACAUGAUUUUCCUUCGUACAGACAGCUUAAAUAAAGCACUAUGUCAAUCUGCUACUUCUCUGUUUAUUGUUGUUGGAUGUGGUUCUAUAAUCCCCCCAAAUUAAAUCUUCUUUAAUGAAAACAUGAUUUUUAAUAGCCCCAGCUGGUAUUAACCUACCUUGUAUAAAAUGUGACAGGAAAAUAUAGAAAUAAUUCCUUGUAGCUCACACACACACACAUAGGGGAUCAUUUUUACUUCAGUGAAAUGGCAGUAGUGCGGUUGUGCAAACUUUGAUGAACGGCUGCUUCUGAGGGGAAACGCUGACCUCUCAGCACUGGAUUUAGGAUGGAUGUACUGUGAAGCCAGGGAUGAAGGAGGUCUCAGACCCUGGGGACAUUCAGACCCGAAUCAUCUAUACAACACACGGUUUGGACCCAGAAUCUGAAGGAAUGUAGCUUUUCAUUAACGUCUUCCUGAUAAUGUACUGCUCUGCAUAUUUCCUUUCUUAGAGUGUAUUUCUAACAACAUGUCAUGGCAAAUUAACAAACUUAGACGUGGGUGAUGUAGAUGGGUAGGAUGGCUGGACUGCAGUCUGACUUCACGUUGAAUCAUUCUGGAUGGGGCCUUUUUCUGAUUUUACCUCAUAAAGCUACUAUUGUAGAAACUUGGCUUUGCUCCUGUGACGAAGCCAGACAGAGGAAUGGCUUUUGGGACCAGAGUGAGUCAAGCAUGUAUGUGUAUGUCACACGGCCAAAUUUGAGGGCAUUCUCACAUGUGCUCUUCUCUCAAAACCACUGGGGUUGACAGAUCCAGGAGGCUAAAAAAAAGUGACCUCUAUAAUUCUUUAAAGGUGCUAUUUUUAGAAUAUUGUAUAAUUUAUUCACAGUAUAUCUAAAACAGAAUUAAGGACAAUUAAAAUAUCUUAUGUGACAGCCUUUAUGUCUAGCACAUUUGAUGAAAUAAAAAACUUCUGAAUCUGAAUAGAAGUUCUACUGUUUCAGGCUUGAACCUUUUACAUGCUCAAGAGAUUCAAAUGGUCUCUGUGUGUAGAUCAUGCCACCGCCUCCAAAGCCUAAUCCACAUCACUUCUGAGAGGCAAGGCUGAGCAUAUGGUGACAUCAGCUCUGUGUUGAGAUGGUGAUGAGGAUGAUGGCUCGCUGGCCAGGCAGGGCAGCCGAAGGUCAGGGACCUGUCCUAACUAACUGCAGCCUUGCCUUUAGUGUUUGUCAUUCUCAGAUACAACACGGUAUGUCCAGUGUCCGUUUUUAUUACUUUAAAGCAUUUGAGGGCUUAAUUGUGUAUAGUAGAAAUACUAUUUUAGACAAAUAAUUAUCUGUGUACAGAUAUUUGAUAUACUCUAAGUAAAUUUUCUAAUUUCACUAAGUACGUUUUUAGGCUCCUCUCAAAUACUGCGUAUUGAAGAAAAAAAUCUGACACCACCGAGCCAAAGAUGCUUUUUUGUCUGUUUUCGUUGUUUAACAGAAUGGAAAGAGUAAUGCAUAGUGCUUCCUGGUGUCUCCUGAUUGAUUGAUUGUGCACAAAGUAGGACGAUAAAUAAAUAAAAUGGAGUCUGAUGGGACAUUGAUUAAAGGUGAAGGAUGAUUGAUAUAUAGAUCAUGAAAAGAAAAAUGAAUGGCAGGAAAAAAAGUUUGGUCCUUAAUAUACUUUGGCCUAGUUAAAAUAUGUGCCUUUUUGGUGUGUUUUGUUCAUCACUACAAGAUAAAAAGGAAACAUUACAACUCAAGUCUUUAAAAAGUUCAUUUAUUGAAAAUCAUAUGUAUAACCUAGCAUACGAAUGAGCAGAUUUAAACACAUAACUUCAAGCCAUUUCUGAAAACAUACACCAGGAGCUCUGCUCAGCUAGAGUCAGACUCCAGCUCCAGCCCGACUGCGUGCGGGGACAGCGCCCGCGUUGAUGAGGACCAGCCCCACUGCAGGCUGAGGCGGUGUCACCCUGGGAAGGUCGUGGUGCGUUGUGGCAUAUUAAGUCUAAACCAGAUGAAUGUAAAUAUCUCUUUGUAAAUCAUUUAUUUCACUCUGUUCCAUCCAGGUCAGCAAUCAGAUUGUGGCAUGCUGGGUAACUGGAAAAAAUAAUAAAAAGUAAGUUUCAAUA